Messenger RNA from Ilyonectria robusta, 628 nucleotides. RefSeq lists its product as uncharacterized. The annotation marks the transcript as partial. The transcript has a single exon. The record is from RefSeq and is a predicted model, not a curated record. Lineage: Eukaryota; Fungi; Ascomycota; Sordariomycetes; Hypocreales; Nectriaceae.
CGCUAUUUCUGACGAUAUGGCAUAUGCUGUUUUCCACGGCGACGACGCAAAUAAUAGCCCGAUUCACCAAGACGCUCGACUCUCGGAACAUAUACUGAGAUUGAAAAAUAAACUAGUACCAAGCUAACCUAUGGCUUCCAAUCUUUCUUCAAACAAUUGUUGCAACAAUUUUUCCAGGCCUCUUCCUACCUGACCGCGUGGUGCUUAAGAAGGUCAAGCCAGGCUGGCUUGAGGAAUUCGAGAACGAGAAGCAUAUCUACGAAAGACUCCAAAGUCUUCAAGGCCGCGUGAUCCCCCAUUUUUUUUUGGCGAGGCACAAUUUGAAGGAACCCGCGCGCUCAUUCUCUCCGAGGUCGUCGGUAUUAUGCCGUGGGAGCAGAAGUUGCCGCCUAUUCAGGCCGACGAGUUCAAGGAGCUUGUCGAAGUCGCGUUCCAGGAGCUUAACGCAUUAGGCCUCGCUUGUGACGAUAUAAAACUGGAUAAUUUGAUUCUCGUACAAGGCCGAGUUGUGCUAGUGGACUUAGAGUCGGUCUAUGAAGUUCCACUGGAACACAGGGAGUAUGUGUUCAACUCCGACAGGAUACAACUUAUGGUUGUAUAUAAGAGAUAUUUGGAUAAUUGCUACGAG